Dreissena polymorpha is the source of this 3301-nucleotide messenger RNA. RefSeq lists its product as uncharacterized. Lineage: Eukaryota; Metazoa; Mollusca; Bivalvia; Myida; Dreissenidae. The transcript has 5 exons. The coding region runs from base 492 to 3185 and encodes 897 amino acids. The record is from RefSeq and is a predicted model, not a curated record.
AGGUCAAGUACCGGUAGCUGAAAUGUUUAUCUGUAAACAGUACGGUCCAAAGUAUUAUACCAGUUGAUUUUAGCCAUCAGAUGGUGGGUGUAAUUUAAGGAAUAUAGCUUUCUACUGAAUAUUUAUAAAAGGUGAUCAAGAUGGCUACGUUUUCUCAGCAACUUUGGCUAAAGGCUCUGAUUCAUUUAUAGACUGUUGUUCGUCUUGUCUAGGCACACAAUUGACCAUAGAGUUUUACUGCGAUAACUGUGCAAAAUGUUUUAGCCUGCACAUGUCACAUAUGGAAGGAGGGACACCAGUAUAUGGCCAGUGCCAAAGGAAGUGGAUGAUUUUCUUCAGGAAUGUGACCUUCAUGAAGACAAACGUCUAGACUUUUUUGUUAUGACCACUGUCAGCUUUGCUGCAAUAAUUGUGCUUUCCUCAUUCACAGGUAACACUGAAAAUGGCUGAAAAGUUGACUCUAUGAAGACAAGUUUGUUGAUGUUAGCAUCAUGGCAAGUUUAGCUGAUGUGUUUAAGGAGAAGGAACGGUCGAACUGGCUUAAGGCAUGGCUAGCAAUAGACAUUGCGAAGUCUGGUUUGGAGCACUUAGCUGACAACGAGGCUCAGACUUUUCACCAGCACAUUUACAGCCAAGUAACAUCUACUCUCCAGUCACAAUCAUAUACUUGCAACAGCUGUAACACAGCAAAUUUACUGGGAAACCAACAGUGUCCAGUCAAGGUUUGUAAUAAAGUUUGCCAGGAAAUAAUCAAGGAACAUCGGUACAAAAAAUGUUCUUGGAAUAAUACAUCUGCGACAUUAUGGCAAACGAGUCAUUGGGAAAUAGCGAAAUGUUACAUCCAAACAGAUGGAUAUGCUGACAAGAUAUCGAUUCAAGAUACAGACUUCAACGGCGUCGUCAGUUUUAUGCUGAACUGCAAACGCUUUGAUAGCAAGUUUUCUUUUCCAAUAACAAAGGGAAAGCCAACCCACAACAAUCCUGCAUGCCUCCUGUAUAAGGCUCGUGAAGUCCAUAAAGCAGUGCGGCACUCUUCAAUAAUGAAAGUCACUGAUGUCGAUCUCCAAGACUAUUUCACAUCAUUGAACAACCUGCUGAAUGAUUCAAGCUAUCUCAGUCAAGAUAACGUUGCCAAAAAUGCUGUGGUGAAAUUAGCCCAGAUUUCACAAACAGAAGGCGAGUCUGCGUCUCAUAUUGAGUUUGACCUGGCAUCGUGCAACAAGCUGGAAUCAUUGGAACUGAAUGGAAAAGGCAUUUUGCUCAGUGAAUUUGCAAGUACGUCAACGGCAGAACAUCUGGUCGGGAUUGUUCUAAAAAGUGAAGAUCUAUUCCAGUGUGCAGAUCCUCCUCCAUUACUGCCUUCUAUAAAAUGCAUUAAAAUGAGGAAUGUCACAUGUUCCUAUACCUGCCUACGCUGUCUAUUCUGCACGCUGCUGACUCUCGAUCACGCGUUGACGUUUGACCUGCAAUCGAUCUAUAUUAAAUGUGCUGAGGCAGCAAAAAGAGAAAUAAGCGCAUUUAUACAUAAAGAUGUAAACAAUUCCUCCAUCGUAAAAACCGAAAAUGACAAUCCCUAUCUGUUUAAGGCUCUGCAUGGUCUGAAUAUCAAAAGUCUCAGUCUGAGUAUUAUGCAGGGAGGUUUGAACGUGGAUCAUGAAGAAUCGCUGUCGCAGUUACUGUCAUCGCUCACACAGCUGGAAACGCUUAGUAUUCGAGUGAGGUUUGACAGUUCCGGACUGUGGAAGGCUCUGCAUGGUCUGAAUAUCAAGAGUCUUAGUCUGAGUGGUUUGCUGUACGUGGGGCAUGUUGGGUCUCUGUCGCAGUCACUAUCAUCGCUCACAAAGCUGGAAACGCUUAGUUUAGAAGUGAAAUAUGACAUUACCGGACUGUCUCUGCAUGGUCUGAAUAUCAAGAGUCUGAGUCUGAGUCUCACACAGCUGGAAACGCUUAGUAUUCGAGUGGGGUAUGACAGUCCCGGACUAUGGAAGGCUCUGCAUGUUCUGAAUAUCAAGAGUCUGAGUCUGAGUGUUGAGUGUGGAGUGGCUGAUGAAGAGUCGCUGUUGCAGUCACUAUCAUCGCUCACACAGCUGGAAACGCUUAGUAUUCGAGUGGGGUAUGACAGUCCCGGACUAUGGAAGGCUCUGCAUGGUCUGAAUAUCAAGAGUCUGAGUCUGAGUGUUGAGUGUGGAGUGGCUGAUGAAGAGUCGCUGUUGCAGUCACUAUCAUCGCUCACACAGCUGGAAACGCUUAGUAUUGAUGUGGGGUAUGACAGUCCCGUACUAUGGAAGGCUCUGCAUGUUCUGAAUAUCAAGAGUCUGAGUCUGAGUAUUAUGCAGGGAGGUUUAAACGUGGAUCAUAAAGAAUCGCUGUCGCAGUCACUAUCAUCGCUAAAACAACUGGAAACGCUUAGUAUUCGAGUGAGGUUUGACAGUUCCGGACUGUGGAAGGCUCUGCAUGGUCUGAAUAUCAAGAGUCUUAGUCUGAGUGGUUUGCUGUACGUGGGGCAUGUUGAGUCUCUGUCGCAGUCACUAUCAUCGCUCACAAAGCUGGAAACGCUUAGUUUAGAAGUGAAAUAUGACAUUACCGGACUGUCUCUGCAUGGUCUGAAUAUCAAGAGUCUGAGUCUGAGUCUGAGCAUUAUGCCUGGAAGUUUGAACGUGGAUCAUGAAGAAUCGCUGUCGCAAUCACUAUCAUCGCUCACACAGCUUGAAACGCUCAGUAUAAAAGUGAAGUAUGACAGUCCCGUAUUGUGGAAGGCUCUGCAUGGUCUGAAUAUCAAGAGUCUGAGUCUGAGUGGUAAGUGGGGAGGUUUGGACGUGGAUAAUGACGAGUCGCUAUCGCAGUCACUAGCAUCACUCACACAACUGGAAACAGUUACACUGUAUGUGAAGACAUAUAAACAGAUAGAGCUACCUCAAUCAUUGAAGUAUUUAAAUAUAUAUUGUGAUGGUUUGCUUCCAUCCAAAGUUCUUGAACUGGUGGACACACUGCUUACAUGUACUCAGAGAAUUGAAAGUAAUCGGAAAUUGUGUUGUUCUUUAGAGAUCUUAAUUGUCGAUAACAUACCACUUGAGGAAUACACUGUCAUCCAACAGGAACUGCAGACGCGGAAGAAUGUUACAGUGGAGAGAUUCCAAAUAUCAGACAGGAAACUUGAAACCAAUUUUGUUACACAAUGCGAAUAAUUCUACGUUCUGUCUUAAUUAACAAUGACUAGAAUCGUGCUUAGCCGUUUGAGAUAUCACUCAUGUUUAUCAACUAUGUAUUUAGGAAUUGUAUAUAGUGUAUAGUUGAAUCUUCA